AUGGCAGCUCUCGCCAGCUCUCUCAUUAGACAGAAACGGGCUGUCAAGGAGGACCCAACCACCCGACCGGUAGUCAACAAGCGGAAGCCCUGUCCUAAGAGCAACAAGUCCCUGUGCCAGAAGCAGAUCCUGGUCUUGAUAUCCAAAGUACGACUAUGUGGGGGUCGAAAGAGUCGAAACGAGAAAAGACCAGAGCCAAAGCUGAAAGGCAUUGUUACUCGGCUAUACAGCCAACAUGGAUACUACCUGCAGAUGCAACCUGACGGGACCAUGGACAGCACGAGGGAUGAAAGCAGCGCGUUUUCACAGUUCAACUUAAUUCCGGUGGGACUGCGGAUUGUGGCAAUCCAGGGGGCAAAGACGGGAUUAUACCUGGCCAUGAAUAGUGAAGGAUACGUCUAUACCUCGGAGCACUUCACUCCUGAGUGCAAGUUCAAGGAGAGUGUGUUCGAGAACUACUACGUCACAUACUCCUCCAUGCUCUAUCGCCAAACCCAGUCUGGCCGCUCCUGGUAUAUCGGUAUCAACCGCGACGGACAGGUCAUGAAGGGCAACCGGGUGAAGAAGAACAAAGGAGCUGCGCACUUCCUGCCAAAAGUUAUAGAGGUUGCGAUGUAUAAGGAGCCAUCGCUACACCAGCUCGCCCCUGAACCGGUGAGUCCUCCGCGGAAGACAGUGAAGACGUCAGAUUUGCCGUCCCUGAAGAAUGGACGGAAAGAAGCUCCCAAGGCUGAUGCUUCAUAG
Molecule: messenger RNA, 744 nt
Organism: Trematomus bernacchii (emerald rockcod)
Lineage: Eukaryota; Metazoa; Chordata; Actinopteri; Perciformes; Nototheniidae
Gene: fgf11b
Product: fibroblast growth factor 11b
Exons: 5
Coding region: 1-744 (247 amino acids)
Biological process (GO): regulation of cell migration; fibroblast growth factor receptor signaling pathway; positive regulation of gene expression
Cellular component (GO): cytoplasm
Molecular function (GO): fibroblast growth factor receptor binding; growth factor activity
Source: RefSeq, a predicted model, not a curated record